Molecule: messenger RNA, 5407 nt
Organism: Phacochoerus africanus (Common warthog)
Lineage: Eukaryota; Metazoa; Chordata; Mammalia; Artiodactyla; Suidae
Gene: PRKAR2A
Product: protein kinase cAMP-dependent type II regulatory subunit alpha
Exons: 11
Coding region: 296-1501 (401 amino acids)
Biological process (GO): regulation of protein phosphorylation
Cellular component (GO): cAMP-dependent protein kinase complex
Molecular function (GO): cAMP-dependent protein kinase regulator activity
Source: RefSeq, a predicted model, not a curated record
GUCACAACCCGGGCUCCAGCCCCGCCCGUCCCGCUUGCCCGCCCGUCGGUACCCGCGGCUACGGCGGCGGCUGCCCAGUGACAGCGGCGGCGGUACGAGGCCGGCAGGAGUAGCGUAGGGUGGCGCGACCCGGAAACGCACACCCGGCCAAAGGGCGACCUGGCGCGAGGGAGGCCCAGCCCAGGUCGCGCGUGAGGAGACCUCGCGGGUGCCGGGCGGGAGGCCGGCGUGAGGGAGCGCCCAGACAGUGGCUGCCGGCGGCCGGGUCCUGCCUGUCCUCGCGGCCGCCGCCGGCAUGAGCCACAUCCAGAUCCCGCCUGGGCUCACGGAGCUGCUGCAGGGCUACACCGUGGAGGUGCUGCGGCGGCAGCCACCCGACCUGGUUGACUUCGCGGUGGACUACUUCACCCGCCUGCGCGAGGCCCGCUCCCGAGCCUCCACCCCACCCGCCGCCCCUCCUUCCGGCUCCCAGGAUCUAGAGCCCAGCUCUGGCCUUGUCACCGACGCGAUCGCGGACAGCGAGUCGGAGGACGACGAGGACUUGGACGUUCCAAUUCCUAGCAGAUUUGAUCGGCGAGUAUCAGUCUGUGCUGAGACCUAUAACCCUGAUGAGGAAGAGGAAGAUACUGAUCCAAGGGUGAUUCACCCUAAAACUGAUCAACAAAGAUGCAGACUUCAAGAAGCUUGCAAAGAUAUUCUUCUUUUCAAAAAUCUUGAUCAGGAACAACUUUCUCAAGUCCUCGAUGCUAUGUUUGAAAGGACAGUCAAAGUUGAUGAGCAUGUCAUUGACCAAGGAGAUGAUGGAGACAACUUUUAUGUUAUUGAACGGGGAACCUAUGAUAUUUUAGUAACAAAAGAUAAUCAGACCCGCUCUGUUGGUCAGUAUGACAACCAUGGCAGUUUUGGAGAACUAGCUCUGAUGUACAACACUCCGAGAGCUGCUACCAUUGUCGCCACUUCAGAAGGCUCCCUUUGGGGACUGGACCGUGUGACUUUUAGAAGAAUCAUAGUGAAAAACAAUGCAAAAAAGAGGAAGAUGUUUGAAUCAUUUAUUGAAUCUGUGCCACUCCUUAAAUCACUAGAGGUGUCAGAACGAAUGAAGAUCGUGGAUGUGAUAGGAGAAAAGAUCUAUAAGGAUGGAGAGCGCAUCAUCACACAGGGUGAAAAGGCUGAUAGCUUUUACAUUAUAGAGUCUGGUGAAGUGAGCAUCUUGAUUAAAAGCAAGACUAAAGCAAACAAGGAUGGUGGGAACCAGGAGGUCGAGAUUGCCCGCUGCCACAAGGGGCAGUACUUUGGAGAGCUUGCACUGGUCACCAACAAACCCAGAGCUGCUUCAGCUUAUGCAGUGGGAGAUGUCAAAUGCUUAGUUAUGGAUGUACAAGCAUUUGAGAGGCUUCUGGGGCCCUGCAUGGACAUCAUGAAGAGGAACAUCUCACACUAUGAGGAACAGCUGGUGAAGAUGUUUGGCUCCAGCAUGGAUCUGAUCGAUCCCGGGCAGUAGGUGUGCCACACCCCAGAGCCUUCUCAGUGUGACACCAAAACCUUCGGGUCAGCCACAGAACACAAACAGAAAAUAUGACAGAACUAUUCCUGCUGUUGCCACCACUGCUGCCAUUGCUAUGGCCAUGGGCAUUUAGAAAACUUGAAAGUCAGCACUAAAGGAUGGGUAGAGGUUCAACCCACACCUCCACUUUGCUUCUGAAAGCCCAUUAUUAGAUCACUUGUAAUGAUCACUCCAACCCAGUUUUCACAUCUUUGGUUCAAAAUGGCAUGUCUCUCCAACAAUUUAAGUGCCUGAUACAAAGUCCAAAGUGUAAACAUCCUUUCCUCUCUUGCUGCUGCUGUUGCUUUUGGAAGUUACCACAGGUUGGUGCAAACCUAUUGUAUAGCUGAAGACACCCUCCCCCAACUUUUCUCAAUGGAGGACAUGUUACAGCCUUCCAUGUCCUCAUUUGUCCUUUGAGAAAGUCCACAUGUGUUCACAAUUGUAACCUUUGGAUUUACCAUUGAAAAUGGUGGCAGAUGUGAUAGAAGUCUGUGGUCCUGUGGCAUUCUACUGUCUGCUGACAGCAGUGCACAUGACAGCUGUCUCCAAACUCUCAGCGAUGCUUAGGGAAAGGCCCUACCCAGGGCCCAGCAGGUCAGCACCCCAGAGUACUCUGAUAGGUUAUUAGGACCCAUGUUAGAGCAGAAAAUUUGGGUUUGGCAUAUUCUUCGGGUAGCAGAGAGCCAGGGAAGCUUUUCUGGGUUGGGGGAGAGGGUUGUUUUGUUUUAGUAGAUUCUGUUUUGUUUUGUUUAACCUCUGUGCAGUUUGCCUGAGUCAAUUACUGUCCAUUUGUAAGGAACCAGGGUCUGGAAGUGACAUCACUGUUUCUGACCUAAAUAUUUUCUCGGGCAACUCCCACCAUGUCUUGUUUCCACUUGUGCCUACUAGCUGAUGACAGUAUACCGGCAAUGAGAGCCCUUUUCUUCUACUCCAGAGUUGUUACAUAGCUUUGCUGUUGAACCAUCAAUUUUUAAACUGUUUAAAGAAAAAGCAGCUAUUUUUUCAAAAAAAAUUAUUUCUCUAUUUAGAGAAUUCCCCUUAGACAUAUUCAUAUGUAGCAAUUUGUCAGCUGACUUAAACAUUUCAUGAGAAAGGUCAGCUCUUUUCAUUUUUAAAAAUCGGCAUUAUUUACAGUUUCAUACUUUUCAUUAUUGCAAAAACCUUUCUAAUUAAGAUGUUAGGAUAUUUGGAGUUCCAGUUGUUAAUCCUAAAUAAAAGUAAUUUAGUUUGUAUUUUAAAACUUUUUUAACCUUUUGAUUAUAUCAGGUAGAAUUCUGAUGAAUUAUCAUAAUUAACUAGGUAUAGUUCAGAAGGAAUUUUUUUUUUCUUCAGAAUGAUCUAGAACCAGAUGCUACAAGAGAUCCUAAGAGCAGUGUGAAAUUUACAUGAAGAUAAAUUUGGAUGGCAUGGCCAAGUUUAUACUAUAUCAGGAGGCCCUUUCUAGGAGUUCUCUUAUAGCACAGCAGGUUAGGGUUGUGGCAUUGUCACUGUGGCAGCUUGGGUCGCUGCCUUGGUGCAGGUUUGAUCCCUGGCCCAGGAACUUCUGCAUGUCAUAGUUACAGCAAAGAAAAAAAGAAAAAAGAGGCCCUUUCCAUAUGAAUUUUUUUAACUUGUUUAACUCAGUAAAUCCCCAAGAGAUAACAUACUGGGGCUUGAAUCAUUCCUGUUGUAGGCAAUGAUGGAGCCCACAUGGUCACCUUCCAUUGUCCUCCUAAGCCAGGCUAUCUGCUUUUGCCAUGGACAGUAUAGUCGAGGGAUUUCCAAAGUGGUGACCCAUCACAACUUUGGUUGGUUCUCCCUUUUUCUUGUUCUCCAUGAAGUGAAAGCAGAAGGACUUUUUCAGACUGCCAUAGGUAGCCUUCAUUGCAGCUUUGUGGAAGGUUGUAACUAAUACUCCAAAACAGGCAGCUAGCACCGGGAAAGCCCAUGAGGUUUUUCCCACGAUUUUCUGAGGUUCUUCUUUUCUAUAAUGUUGCUUUAUUAGCAAAUAAAUUAAGAAAGCAGAUAUUACACUUUAGCAGACAAGAACCAUACCUAUUUCUUACACAGGUAACAGGUACGUUGGGCUUCAGGAGUGACACAGGUCUAGCCCCAGACUGUAUAAGGAUUCUGUUUAAACACUGAGCAGAUGCCCCCUUUAGACCCCCACCCAACACACACGCAUAUGCCAGCAUUAGUUAGGGCUGGCUGUGAACUCUGAGCCAGUCACUCCUGCAGGCUGCUAGAGAUGGAACUUCUCAUCCUGCCCUCUUUUACAUCCCUGUUCAGUCCUCCCCUUCAUAGAAGCCUCUUUGACACCCCCAACUUACUGGUGGUUUCUGUUUUACAAAGUAGAAUUUAUCAGGUUUAAGUCUUCCUGCUCUAACUGUGAAUUAACAUAUGAAUCAGCAGUCCAGACCCUCACUGCAUAUAGGGCCCCUUGAGGGUCUGACUUGAGGAAGGGUGACUUUGCAAGGACUAGUGUGAGUGAAAAGCACACAGCCAUUACGAAGGUACCAGGAGUCUGACAGUGUUCCAGUUCUCUUUGCAGCAUGUGGACUCGACGGUGGCACACCAGGUUUGACUCGGGACUCUGAUGUCCACAUUGUGCUGUGCAAGCUCUGCACUGAGAGUUGAGCCUCAUAGGGAGGAGCCUGUGUUGGAAAGAGGUCUUUUUGAUCAUUGUUUUGUAUUGUUCUCUUCUGUGGUGGGUAUAACUUCAUGCCCUCUUUUCUGACUUUGCUAUUGAUUUUGCAGAGUGGAGAAUGUUCCUGAGAGCCUUCAGGUCCAACCUGCAGUAUUAUUCUUCAUGCUAACCCCAGUUUAUCAUAAUCACAUUCUUCUUUUGUCUGUAUUCUCUGAAGGAAGGGUUCAUAUGCUCUGAAUUCUUAGUCCAUAGUCCUAUAUAAAUGUGUUACAAACAAUUGUAAUAGAUUCUUAGAAAUCAAGGUGGAGCUUUUCUUUGAAUAGUUUAGUGAGCAAAUUCAGCAGCAAAGUGGGAAGAAAUGCUUCUCCAUCUAGGAGAGGUCAUGUUUAUCCUCUUAUUGCCCAGAUUCUGUAGUCACAGUGGUAGAGUAGUCAGUGAGAGGUGCCACUAACACCCAACAGCCCCUAGACACACAGCAUUUCCAUGUCUCCUCUCAUUAAGGAGAAUCGAAAGAGCAUUUUUGCACAGAGAAAAAGGAAAGAGACCCAUGAAUGUCAUCUUUUAUCUUUUGUUUUCAGUUGGCUGAUGUUGGAAUUUUUGUUCUUGACAUGCACUUGUAAACCAGUCUUGCCAAGAUACAAGUUGUUUUGGUUUUUCACUACAAUUACCUCUUGUUCCUCCUGUCUUGACUGCUGACGUUCCUCAGUGAUUCUAAUGUCUAUUUUAUGGGAAGCAGCCUUCCCAUGGGUUUCCUUUUACACACUGCAGGGCUAUCUUUAUACUUUAAAAAAAGAAGAAGAAGAAGAAAACUAUCACUACACUCACAGGGGAUUUGCAGAAAACCAUUUAGCCCACCUUGAGCAAAAGGUAGAUUCCUCAUUGUUUUCUUAAGUUCAUUGUAAUAAAAAGAAGUCUAAUUCAGCAUUAUUGUGCUACCUCAAAGGUAAAAAUGUUUUAAGAUCUUUUCUGGUCCUGAGUUCUACACAUAGUGUUUGAAAUGUCUUUCAAUUGGAAUUAUUUUUAAAUCACCGGGGAGAAUCUUAUUUUAACCUGUUUUACACUUGUAUUUUAAUCUCAGAAGAAUAAGUGAUUAAAAAGUGAUCAAUUCUUGCUCUGUAGUAUUGAACAUAGCAUUAAAUCAUUGUUUGCUGUGAACAAGGUUGGGUUUUUUAAAAAGGAAACUCUAGGGCUCGGCUUUGCUCUUGGUUAAUAAAGGCUGACAAAUCAUGUCUGAA